AUGGCCCCAGUCGACAAUGAGAUCAAGGGCAGAUUGGCGCUGGUAACGGGUGCUUCUGGUGGGAUCGGAGGCGCCUGUGCCAGAGAGCUUUUCGCUCACGGUGCUCGUCUGGCGUUGACCUGUUCAUCCGAGAAUACCAAGCCCAAAAUCUCAGAGCUUGCCGAAGAACUGAGAAACAGCUCAGAUCAAGACAUAAAUAUCUCCCUACAUGUAGUAGAUAUGUCUUCUGCGAGGGGAAUCGAGGAGCUUUUCGCACAGAUGAAGGAGGAGCACGGCCAACACCCCGACAUCCUCGUCUCGAACGCCGGCACAGCUGGCUUCAACAACAAAGCCAACCCCUACCUGGAGAACAUCUCGCUCGAAGAGUUCGACUUCACUAUCUCCAUCAACCUCCGCGCAUCCUUCUUAUUAUGUAAACUGACCAUGCCCCACAUGACCGCCCAGCACUGGGGCCGCAUCGUCUUCGUGUCGUCCAUCUCGGCCAUCGGCGGCGGCAUCAACGGGUGUCACUACGCCGCUAGCAAAGCUGGCAUGACCGGGCUGAUGAAGAACUUGGCGUCGAAGCAUGCGAAGGAUGGGGUCACGCUCAACGAUGUUGCGCCGGCCAUGAUUGGCGAGACGGGCAUGAUACCCGACGAGAAGCGCGUUGAGGGGACGCCUGGUGAUGUGAAGAAUAUUCCCGUGGGGAGGCUGGGAACGCCGCAGGAAUGUGCUAACGUGGUCGUGAUGCUGUGUAAGACGGGAUACUUGACAGGGCAAAGCAUCUUGUUGAGCGGUGGUCUGAAGUGA
This is a messenger RNA of Colletotrichum karsti, 789 nucleotides long. RefSeq lists its product as uncharacterized. Lineage: Eukaryota; Fungi; Ascomycota; Sordariomycetes; Glomerellales; Glomerellaceae. Gene Ontology annotation, molecular function: oxidoreductase activity, acting on the CH-OH group of donors, NAD or NADP as acceptor. Bases 1 to 789 code for a protein of 262 amino acids. The transcript has 2 exons. The record is from RefSeq and is a predicted model, not a curated record.